Molecule: messenger RNA, 2676 nt
Organism: Marmota flaviventris (yellow-bellied marmot)
Lineage: Eukaryota; Metazoa; Chordata; Mammalia; Rodentia; Sciuridae
Gene: Dpp3
Product: dipeptidyl peptidase 3
Biological process (GO): proteolysis
Cellular component (GO): cytoplasm
Molecular function (GO): dipeptidyl-peptidase activity; metalloexopeptidase activity
Source: RefSeq, a predicted model, not a curated record
CCAAUGAAUGGGGGAGCCGGAAGCAGGAAGUGAGUUUGCGAACCGCGCAGUGCUGCAGGGCCCAUGGCGGAUACCCAGUACAUCCUGCCCAAUGACAUCGGCGUAUCUAGCCUGGACUGCCGAGAGGCCUUCCACCUGUUGUCACCCACAGAGCGCCUCUAUGCCCACCACCUGUCCAGGGCUGCCUGGUACGGAGGCCUGGCUGUGCUGUUGCAGACCUCCCCUGAGGCCCCCUACAUCUACACUCUCCUCAGCCGCCUCUUCCGCACCCAGGACCCUGACCAACUGCGCCAACAUGCCCUGGCUGAAGGCCUUACCGAGGAGGAAUAUCAGGCGUUCCUGGUCUAUGCCGCGGGGGUCUACUCCAAUAUGGGCAACUACAAAUCCUUCGGCGACACCAAAUUUGUUCCCAACCUGCCCAAGGAGAAGCUGGAACGUGUGAUCCUGGGGAGUAAGGCCGCGCAGCAGCAUCCAAAAGAAGUCAGGGACCUCUGGCAGACUUGCGGGGAGCUUAUGUUCUCUCUAGAGCCGAGACUUCGGCACCUCGGGCUGGGGAAGGAGGGAAUCACCACCUAUUUCUCUGGGGAUUGUACCAUGGAGGAUGCCAAGCUGGCUCAAGACUUUCUGGAUUCCCAGAACCUCAGUGCCUACAACACACGGCUCUUCAAGGAUGUCGACCAGGAAGGGAAGCCCUGCUAUGAGGUGCGGCUGGCUUCCGUGCUCAGCACAGAUCCUGCUCUAGACUCCGAAUUGACUUCCAAGCUGAAGAGCUACGAAUUCCAGGGGAGCCACUUCCAGGUGACCCGGGGGGACUAUGCCCCCCUCCUCCAGAAGGUGGUGGAUCACCUGGAGAAAGCCAAGGCAUAUGCAGCCAACAGCCACCAGGAGCAGAUGCUGGCCCAGUACAUCGAAAGCUUCACCCAGGGGUCCAUUGAGGCCCACAAGAGGGGCUCCCGCUUCUGGAUCCAGGACAAAGGCCCCAUCGUGGAGAGUUACAUCGGGUUUAUUGAGAGCUACCGAGACCCCUUUGGUUCCCGAGGAGAGUUUGAAGGAUUUGUGGCCAUGGUGAACAAGGCCAUGAGUGCCAAGUUCGAGCGGCUGGUAGAGAGCGCGGAGCAGCUGCUGAAGGAGCUGCCCUGGCCCCCAGCCUUCGAGAAGGACAAGUUCCUCACCCCAGACUUCACCUCCCUUGAUGUCCUCACCUUCGCUGGCUCUGGCAUCCCUGCUGGCAUCAACAUCCCCAACUACGACGACCUGAGGCAGACCGAAGGCUUUAAGAACGUGUCCCUGGGGAAUGUACUGGCUGUGGCCUACGCCACACAACGGGAGAAGCUCACGUUCCUGGAGGAGGAGGACAAGGACCUGUACACCCGCUGGAAGGGGCCCUCCUUUGAUGUGCAGGUGGGGCUGCACGAACUGCUGGGCCAUGGCAGUGGCAAGCUCUUUGCCCAGGAUGAGAAGGGAGUGUUCAACUUUGACCAGGAGACAGUGAUCAAUCCAGAGACGGGGGAGCAGAUUCAGAGCUGGUACCGGAGUGGGGAGACCUGGGACAGCAAGUUCAGCACCAUUGCCUCGAGCUACGAAGAGUGCCGGGCUGAGAGCGUGGGCCUCUACCUCUGCCUCAACCCCCAAGUGCUGGAGAUCUUCGGCUUCAAGGGGGCUGAUGCGGAAGAUGUGAUCUACGUGAACUGGCUCAACAUGGUUCGGGCUGGGCUGCUGGCUCUGGAGUUCUACACCCCAGAGGCCUCCAACUGGCGCCAGGCUCACAUGCAGGCCCGAUUUGUGAUCCUGCGGGUCUUGCUGGAGGCGGGCGAGGGACUUGUGACCGUCACUCCCACUACCGGUUCUGAUGGCCGCCCAGAUGCCCGGGUCCGCCUAGACCGCAGCAAGAUCCGGUCUGUGGGCAGGCCUGCGCUGGAGCGGUUCCUGCGGAGACUGCAGGUGCUGAAGUCCACCGGGGAUGUGGCUGGAGGGAGGGCCCUGUAUGAGGGUUAUGCGGCGGUCACUGAUGCGCCCCCCGAGUGCUUCCUCUCUCUCAGGGACACGGUGCUGCUGCGCAAGGAGUCACGGAAGCUGAUUGUUCAGCCCAACACUCGCCUUGAAGGCUCAGAAGUGCAGCUUCUGGAGUACGAGGCCUCAGCUGCUGGCCUCAUCAGAUCCUUCACAGAGCGCUUCCCAGAGGAUGGACCUGAGUUGGAGGAGGUCCUCACCCGGCUGGCCACAGCUGAUGCUCGGUUCUGGAAGAGCCCCAGUGAGGCCCAGUCUGGCCAGGCUUGAGAAGAUUUGUGUGGCCCUGCCCCCCACUCCAUCAAACCAGGACUACCAGUGGCCCUCCAAUGUGUGUGUACCCCUAUAGGUCAGCGGAGGGGCAGGAGCUCAAACUUUGGUGCUACCUCAUCUGAGGGUGGUGAUGCUAACCCUUUCUGUUUGUCAGCACUUUCCAGUUUACCAAGUGCUUCUCCUCUGUGAUUUGAGCUGCACUGCCAUGUAUGGAGAGCAUACGCAGGGCUUCUUGUCCUGUUUCCCAGAUGAGGAACUGGUAGUUCAGUGACUGGUCUAGAUCUUGCAGGUGGCGUGUGACAAAAAGCCAGGGCUCAAAACCUUCUCGCCAAAUCCAAUGCUCUUCAUGUAUUACUUUUAUAACCAGAAAAAUAAAUAUUAGAAACAACCACCAUC